GGAAGAGGCACGGGUUAGAACCGAAAUAUCUGUUUCCAGAUAAGCCCGCCGCGCCGCUGCAUCAAGUGAUCCUGUUGGGCGUCAGCGAACAGCGAAUUCGAAGAGGCCGUGGAUGUUGAGAAUAGAAAACUCCUCGAAGAGGAAAGUGUAGUCUGCGAACGAUGACGACAGGAAGCACCGGAUCAACAUUCCCGAAAUGGCAGCUGGCAAUACUGAUCGGGGCACCCGUGGCGAUCGGCCUUGGGUAUCUUUACUGGCGCAAAUCCGCCGAUCAGGGUGGUGACAAGCUGACGAAGAAGAAACUGGCCGACAUAAAAGACAAAACCAUUUCGCUCGACGGUGACGAUCGGUCCUCGUUGGAGCCGAAAGAAGCGAAACCAUUGAGUGGCCGCGAACUUGCGCUGCACCACAAGAAUGAGGGAAACAAACACUUUCGGGGCGCAAACUACGAACAGGCCAUCGUGGAAUACAGCGCCGCUAUCGAUCACUGCCCGGAAGGGGAAGCCACGGAUCGAGCCACGUACUACCAGAACCGGGCGGCGGCCUACGAGCAACUGCAUAAUUUUCGGGAUGUGAUAAACGACUGCAGCAAGGCGAUCGAAUGUAACCCCACGUACACUAAGGCCCUGAUACGGCGGGCCAAGGCAUAUGAGCAGAUAAAACAGUUAAGCAGUGCGCUGGACGACAUUACGGCCGCUUGCAUUUUGGAUCAGUUUCAGAACAAAACCGGACUCCUGCUGGCGGACCGCAUCCUGGGGGAGUUGGGCCAAGAGCACGCGCGCGAAGCGAUGAAGGACAAGAAAGAGGUGGCACCGUCGAAGCUGUUCAUGAAGAACUAUUUCAGCUCGUUCAACAAUGAUCCGGUCCGCAAAAUGGUCAUAGCCGGUUCGGAGCCGAAAGGAUUCGUCAAGGCCAAAGCACUGUUUGAUAAGGGAGAGUACCAAGGAAUCGUGGCCGCGUGCACCGAGGAAAUCGAAUCGAGUGAAGCGGAAGCCGAGUACAAGCUGGAGGCGUUGCUGUUGCGAGGAACUUUUUACAACCUGAUGGCAAACUACACCGAAGCCAAGCUGGACCUGGAUGCGGUGGCUGAGCUGGAGACGGCGGACAAAAAGUUGCGCGUAAACGCACUGAUCAAACGAGCGUCGCUCGUCGUGCAGACGGACUCGGAAACGCCGGAAAGAUGUUUCGAAUAUUUCGCCAAGGCAGAGGAGAUCGAUAACACAAACUGCGACAUCUUCCACCAUCGGGGACAGGUGUUCAUUCUGAUGGAUCGCAUGGACGAAGCGAUAAACGACUUUGACCGAGCGCACAGUCUGUGCCCGAGUUCGGCGAUCAUCGCCACACAUCUGUGCUACGCGCGCUACCGGAUGGCACUGAUGAGCAAAGACGAAGGGGGACUCCGGAAGGUCAUGAAACGGUUCAACGACAUCCUAGAACAGUUCCCGAACUGCGUCGAGUGUUACAGCAUCAUGGCGCAGGUGUUGACGGAGCAGCAGCAGUAUCAGGAGGCAGACAACUUUUUCGAGAAGGCGGCCAAACUGGAGCCAGACAAUGCCCAAAUUCUAGUGCACCGCGGGUUGCUGCAGCUACAGUGGAGGGGAGAGAUCGACGAAGCGACGAAGUUGAUCAGAAAAGCGAUCGACAUCGACGAUAAGUGUGAGUUUGCGUACGAAACGCUCGGUACGAUCGAGGUGCAGCGCGGCAACCUCGUCGAGGCUAUCAAACUGUUCGAAAGUGCCAUCGCACUGGCCAAAGCCGAACGCAGUCUGGUUCACCUGUACUCGCUAAAGGACGCCGCUAUCGCCCAAGUGAACGUUUCCAAGAGCAUGGGAUUGAGUAUUAACAAUUUUUCUCCGUCGUACUUUGCUUAAACUCCCGCUUAUCGCGUUGCUGGAAUCGGAUCAAACCAUUGCGUUUAGGUGGUCACGAAGAAGUCAGUUUAGUGGCUUCAAAAUGCAGUUCUUCGGUGGUUCGGUUGAUACAAUCUGCCAACACCACGCAACGUUAUUUAUCUUGUACAAACAUAACUAGAUAAAAGUCCCGGUUCCACACGUCACGACAUCAUCCCGCACACAGCAGAAGCACAGCAAGGUAGAGAACAUGAGAAUGCUCACAAGCGAGUCGAAUAAAAUUACCACGCAUAAAAAGUUAAACAGGUUGCAUUUGUUCGUUGUUGUUUAAUUGCAUGCGAAAAGUUUCCCAAACACUGCGCGCUGAGCAGUGCAAGUUGCGGCCAGUUCGUUCGAAGUUUUUCUGACCGAUUUAUGAUAGAACGCAGAAGGAAGAAGAGAUUAAGUACUAGAAAAUGUUUUUAUUAUCCAUGUUUUGUUUUUCGUUAGAAUACAUUGGAGUAGUGAUAAGUAAAAUAUAUUUCAUACUCAAACUGUAUCGGAUCUGCCUCCGUUCUGUUCGUGAAAGUAAAAGCCCAUAUUGAUAUGUUUUUCGCAAAACAUAUUUAGUCCUUUAUCCGCUUAUUUCAAUAGCGCGGUGCAUAUCGGCAGAUUAAAUGUAAGAAGAAAAAAACGGAACAAUGGUAGUAACAAAAACUUUGAGUAAAUAAUAAAUAUAUAA
Anopheles cruzii is the source of this 2571-nucleotide messenger RNA. It is a transcript of the gene Tom70, whose product is annotated as mitochondrial import receptor subunit TOM70. The transcript is spliced from 3 exons. Bases 162 to 1871 code for a protein of 569 amino acids. The record is from RefSeq and is a predicted model, not a curated record. Gene Ontology annotation, molecular function: protein binding. Lineage: Eukaryota; Metazoa; Arthropoda; Insecta; Diptera; Culicidae.